GUCGGAAGAGAAGGGCAGAACGGCCUGCAAAGCGACGGGGAAGAAAGAUGGGGACGCGGCACUGCCAGCGGACGUGGGAGUGAUUUUGACCGAGAACGUGAAGGGUGGGGAGAAAGGAUUAGGGUGGAAAACUCUGCUUCUCUGCAUCGUUCACUCGAGUCUCCUGUCGAGCAAAGAAAAUGGAGCAUGAGAUGGAAGUGAUGGAAGAAGGCGAGAGGCUGUUGGGUGGCCAGCCUGAGACAGAAGCGGCAGGACAGACUUCCUCUCAAGAAAUUGCUGACAUCAUGCAGAACCAGGAGGCUGUCCCGUGUCUCAUCAGGCAGAGAUCUCGGCAGCGGCACAAUCCCGCCCGGCCCUGGAAGUCGCUGCCUGCCACGCCCACAGGAGGGCUAGAGGCCGACCCACCAGGUAUUUUCUCCUCCAUGACCUCCCUCCAGGCCGAGGAGUUCUUUGACAUGGUGGCUAAAGUCCAAGCCCGGAGGCUCAAUGACCAGCGGGCUGAUUUUGCAGGGCCUGAAGGCACAAGUGGCGAGAGUGUGGCUGUCUCGGAGGACCAACUCUAUGACACUAUCUUGGCUCAUCAGAGCCAGCGUCUGGAGGACCAGCGCACGGAGCCCCCCAUCCCAGUGGGUGUUCAAGGAUUGCUGGAUUUGCUACUCAGAGCCCAGGGGGCCCGGAUGGAAGAUCAGCGGUCAGCUCUUCCCCCUGGCCUCGCUGCAGUAAGACGUUUGCCUUCCCCAGCCAGAGUUUGAAUCCAUCUGAAAAGCUGCAAUUGUCAUGACUGAAGACCCACCACUGAAAUGUGUGAAGCUCUGUCAACUUAUAAAAGCAGUCAGGGUCUCUGGAAUCAAGAGGGGGAAAUGCCAUCCUGCAGUAGCAUAUGUAAAACCAAUGCAGGCACUCUCCAACGCAACAGAUUGCUCAUCACUUCCUGGCCAAGAUUUCCAAGUAAAUGGAUCUACCUCUUCUCCAACUAUCCCAUCUAUCAGCAGAACACCGCCACUAGCAGCAGCAGAGGCUCAAUACCUGCAUUAGCACCACCUUUCAAGUUUCAUAGAACUCUUCUUGAAGCUGAAUGUUAAUUUAAAAAGAGAGAGUUCAGAGGAGAAGAGCCAAAUGCCCUGAUAAAGCCCUGGUUUUCCAGGAAACUCUUUGCAGACUAAUUCAGCUUGUUUCCACCACAAAGGAUCUCCAGUUGCAGGAGAUAGUUCUGGUAUUGUGAAAUUGAGACUUCAACUAAUUGCACGGGGUGUGUGUGUGUGACAGAUUCGCUUUCGCUAAAUUUGCUUGUAAAAAUCAAUUUUAUGUACUUCUCACUGGAGGAGGUUUUUUCUUUUUUUUAAAGCAAGACCCUCCAAUCUAGGUACUGUUUCAUUUAGAAAUUUCAUCCUGCUUCCACACUUUG
Molecule: messenger RNA, 1405 nt
Organism: Heteronotia binoei (common prickly gecko)
Lineage: Eukaryota; Metazoa; Chordata; Lepidosauria; Squamata; Gekkonidae
Gene: GPSM3
Product: G protein signaling modulator 3
Exons: 5
Coding region: 180-752 (190 amino acids)
Biological process (GO): regulation of inflammatory response
Molecular function (GO): GTPase regulator activity; protein binding
Source: RefSeq, a predicted model, not a curated record